UCUUGUUCUUUUUUGUUUUGAAUGCCCUAGCCCCAGCCUAGAGCCAGGUGCAUAGAACAUUCUCGACAAUGUCAGUUGAACAAAAUUAGGGAUCUUCAUGAAACAUCAUGAUCUUUUCAAAACUCACAUUCUUGAGUGUCACCAUUAUCCUCAGCCCUAGUCAAAUGCCAUCUUGGACCCAAAUAGUGUUUCUCUUUAGGGAAACAUUGACAACAAAGGUCAAAGUUGAUCACAAUUCAGUCAGAAGCAUCAUGGAGUGGACAUGAAACCAGCCCUGGUUGUGUUGUCUGGAUGCAUCCUGACCUCCUUCUUCCUCCUACCCAGGAUGCUGACAUUUAAAGCCACAGCUCAGCUGCUCAUCUUGGGCUGCACGUGGUGUCUGGGCAUCCUUCAGGUGGGUCCAGCUGCCCAUGUCAUGGCUUACCUCUUCACUAUCAUCAACAGCCUGCAGGGCGUCUUCAUCUUCCUGGUGUACUGCAUCCUGAGCCAGCAGGUCCGGGAACAAUACAAGAACUGGUUCAAAGGGGUCGGAAAAACCAAAGCUGAGUCUGAGAAGUACACUCUCUCAAGUGGGACCAUGUCUGAUGACUCUAAACACAGUGUGGUAAGAUUAUCCAGUGUUCCCAGAGCACUUCACUAACCAGUCCUCUUGAGAAGCUCAUGCCUACUUCACUGACAACCUGGGUAUACAGCAGGAGAUGCUCUAUGAUGACUUACACUUGGUUUUCACCUGAACUCACUUGAAGACACUUCCCUAUCUUGAAAGGAGGUCUUCCUAUACUUUCACUCACUUUCUACGCUCAUGUUGACCCUUGCACAUGACUGUCCUCUUUCCCCACAAUGUAGAGCAUCACUUAGUGUGGCAUGGGUGCAUCCCCUUUUUAACUGUACUUAGGAGCAAGAUACAAAGUACCUAUAUGCAGAGAACAAUGUUGUGAUCGACCAAGUAAUCAGGAAUAAAGAUCUGUACCCCUGGUGCACACGCUGCACGUAGUCACUGCACAUCCUUUAUCCCUCAUCAUUCCACACCAGCCCUGUAUAUGACAAACAAUAAAUAUGUGUAAAUAUAGUCACAAAACUCAAGUGAA
This is a messenger RNA of Enhydra lutris kenyoni (northern sea otter), 1088 nucleotides long. RefSeq names its product adhesion G protein-coupled receptor E2-like. Gene Ontology annotation, molecular function: G protein-coupled receptor activity. NCBI's taxonomy places the organism in Eukaryota, Metazoa, Chordata, Mammalia, Carnivora, Mustelidae. The record is from RefSeq and is a predicted model, not a curated record. Bases 263 to 640 code for a protein of 125 amino acids. Gene Ontology annotation, biological process: adenylate cyclase-activating G protein-coupled receptor signaling pathway. Gene Ontology annotation, cellular component: membrane. The transcript is spliced from 2 exons.